UUUAACAUGGCCGCAUGUUGAACGAUACUAGUAGUACCUAGUUUUUAAUAAUUAUUUUCUUUACUGUUUGCCGUUAAGAAAACGUGUUAUGUGUAUUUAAAGAUUGGAGCACUAAGAUUGUUGCCCUUAAAUAUAAAGUGUUAAAAUUACAAGUUUAGGGCAACGAUCCAAGAAAUGAUGCAUCACCCGAACAUGCAUCAUCAGCCGAUGUCUGGGCAUCCGCCGCAGCACAUUCCAGGCCAUCAGGGAUUGCCCCCACAUCACCAACUGCCGCCGCAUCAAAUGCAUAGAGAAAACAGGCACGUAACGUUGACUAGGGUGCCGUUAGGUCCCAGUGCGGGGGGUGGAGGAAUGGGUGGCCACGGCCGGAUGAGCGGGAUGGGCUCAAUGUCAGUACCGCCGCAGCAUCAUCAGCCACCUUCGCAGAGACAACCGCAUCCCAUCAGAUCAAUGCACCAUCAGCCAGCGCAACACCACUCUGUUCCACCGCAACAAGGUCGUCCGCUACGUCGGUACCCAAUGAGCGGGUACAUAGCAUCGGGUGCGGUACCGUGCCCGCAUGCGCCGCAUCACGCCGCGCAUUCAAACCACCCCUUGCAUACCGCGCGGGCCGCGAACAACACGCUACCAACUACAGGUCUGCGCAGACAGCCAUCGCCAAUACGGUUGGUGCAACCAAAGCACAACGUCGGCUUUGGUAUAACAACAGUGUCAGCGAACGCCAACGUACUAACAAAAGAACAGACACAAAAAGAGGAAGAUAACAAAGGCACGAGCGGCGCGGGAGCGGUAGCGGAACCGAAGAGUGAUAUGGAGACACAGGCGGGAGCGGGCGAGAAUGAGGCGAAUCGCCCGUCCGCUAACAUGGCCAACAGUAAAGAGAAGACACCAAUGUGCCUGGUCAAUGAAUUGGCCAGGUACAAUAAGAUUAAGCAUCAAUAUCGCCUCACAUCAGAGACAGGGCCCGCUCACAAAAAAGUAUUCACAGUGACGUUACGUCUGGGUGACACUGAUGAGUAUACAGCAGAGGGGUCGUCCAUCAAGCGCGCGCAGCACGCGGCCGCAAGCGCGGCGCUCACCAGCACGCGCUACCCGCCCCCGCCGCCCCGCGCACCGCCCGCGACGUCCGCGCACUCGCACCACUCGCGACACAACGGUGCUGUGAUGCCCACGGUGGAGCUGAACGCGUUGGCCAUGAAGCUGUGCCAGCCGGCCGUGUACUGCACGGUGGCUCCCAUCCCGGGGCGUGUCAGGCCGCGUGCUCCUCCGUUCCGUGUCCCGUGCAUGCCCUACCCGCCACCGCCUAGCCUCAUCGACCCCGGACCGCCGCUCAUAUACAGAGUGCGCGUGUGUGUCGGAGGUCGCGCGUGGCUCGGCGAGGGAAGCAGCCCGCAGGCGGCGCGACACGACGCGGCCGCACGAGCGCUGCUCGACCUGCGACCGCAGCAUCCGUCACCCGACCCGCCCGUUGCUGGAGAAACCGAGGCUGACUUGUUGAACUCUGAAGUUAAAUCUCCUGUCUCGCUGGUGCAUGAGCUCGCUCUCAAACGGAAUCUCAACGUUAUCUUUUCCGUCAAGUCGGAGCGAGGACCGCCACAUAUGAGGGUGUUUAUAACGGUGUGCAAAGUUGGUGAUAUGGAGACAGAGGGUGAGGGCAACGGGAAGAAAGUAUCGAAGCGACGUGCGGCCGAGUGCAUGCUGGAGGAGAUGAAGCGACGAUGGCCUCCGAGCAUCCUCCGCAGCAAGCCGGCGCAGGACAAGAGGAGACACGUGCCCGUCAAGAAGAAGCCAAGGAAUCUUAUCAAGGAAGGUGCGGCCCUCGAUGGUAGUGCUGAGAGCGGCGUGGGCAGUGCGGUGGGCAGCGGCGCGAGCGCGCUCGACAACCCGAUAUCCAAGCUGGCCGUGGCCCGCCACGCGGCCCGCGCGCGCUCGCCGCAGUACCGCGUGCUGGAGGAGCGAGGCGCCGCGCGCCGCAGGGAGUUCCUGGUGCAGUGUGACGCGCCGCCGCACUGCGCCACCGGGCUGGGGCCCAACAAGAAGACGGCCAAGCGACGCGCCGCGCACAAUGUAUUAUUAGCAAUGGAGAUGGCUAGUUCAGGAGAGCAUGCUACGGGAACAGCCACCGCAGAUACGGCGACCAACGGGGCGGGAGAUUCAAUGAACAAUACUGCUGAUGCUAAACGAAAGCAGAGUGAGGUGUCUGCGGGAGGUGCAGGGGGCGAGAGUCGGCAGCCUGUCCCCGGUGUGCUGAUGGUGGACUACCACGCGCGCAGCAGCCAGGCCAACGGUGUGAACGUGAGUGAGAGCAGCGUGGUGGGCGGCGGCGGCAGUUCGCCCGGCGCUAAAGAACAACUCAUGUAUCUCUCCAAGAUAGCGGACUUCACUGUGCAAUUCUCAGACUUUCCCAAGCGCAACCACGGCGAGUACCUGUCUCUGGUGUCGCUGUCCACGUCGCCGCCCGUCAUGUGCCACGGCGGCGGCGCCUCCACCGCGCUCUCCCACGAGCAGUGCGCGCGGGCCGCGCUGCGGGCUCUCGCGCUCAUGGGCGUCGACACCCGCCACCCGGGACAAAGCCCGCCAGGAACGGGCGCGAACAGUGCGAUCACAAACGGAGUAUCGGAGUGAUCGCUUCCGAGUUAUUGUUGAAACCAAACGUCUUUUUCACUUGAUUUGCAAUAUAGUACCAAUGUGUGAAUAUUUCUCAGCGCGAAAUGUGAACGUUCGGGACAAUAAUAUCUCUUUUGUGCACUUGAAACUUUCAUGCUCUGAUAUAUUCACAAGUUUAAUUGUUGUUUUGAUCUCGGGUAUUGGACGUCGGCGUCCAUUUCUUAUUUAGUCCUUUCUAAAAUGUUUAUUAUUUGUUAUGUAAUGAUCUUUUUGUAAUGAGCCGAUCGCAAAACCUUACCAUUUACACACGCAGGCGGGCAUAUUAUGUACUUGUAUCGAAUAAAUAUUGUUUGAGUGAGUGAGGUUGUAGAUCUUUGUUUUACAUUGAGUGUAAAACUGCUUAGGUUACGUUUAAAAUAGUAUGUUUGUAAGUAUGGCAGACGUGGCAUUGUAGAAGAGUCACGUCGCUACUUGUUUAGGAAGAUUUAUAUCGAAGCUGUGUAGUCAAAGUAUAUGGAGUGAUCGAUAGUUCUGUGACUGACCAUUAUUUGGUUGUGGUAUGGUCACUUUAGAAUAAUUUUUUAUGUUACUUGUUCUUCAAUAUUUAAUCAUCUAUCAUCUAUCCGAAUGUUGGUCUAAAUAUAAUGCUAUUUUACAGCCACGGGUAGAUUUUUAGCACCUGACCGAAAAUAGCGAUUAACUAGCUUUUAGUUUUAUAAUUUUUUUUUCAUAUGUUUAGAGAGCAUUUUUUUUGUUAUUAGAAAAUGUAAGAUAAAAAUGAGUAUAGUGAUCUCUGAUUAUAUAGAGUGCAUGUAGGUUUGGUCACCUGCCCAUGUACGAGCGACUGUUGCAUCAUGCGGCCAUGGUGACACCCUUAGCUUAGAUUGUAAGCUGCAACCGCGCCCUGACACGUGGCAUCAGUGUUACGUGGACGCCGAUAUUACGUCAUUACAUACAGCAAUUUAACAAUUAAAUUUUUUCAAUUGGAUAUGUUCGUCAAAUUGAGUGCGUAAUAAAUGCGCACCGAGUUGCUACAGCGUCCACAUUACACGCAUGCGCGUCGCACGUGUCCGGGCCGGUUCACAUCGGCGCACUCCUUGUACCACGUGGCUUAUUAAAACGUAACUAUUGUACGAUUCUCAUCCCUCCCGCUAGUUCGUUCGCACACCAGGAGUGCGCCGAUUCCCACGGCGUGGCCUCGAUUUUUACUCCCGACCCUUCUCUUUGAAAUGUGUAAUUUAGCCUUAGGGCCGAUCUUAGGAUCUACUUACUGUACGCACUAUUAUUACGACUAAGAUGUUGCUUGUUUAAUUUUAGUCUUAUAACAUGGAGGUUAGGAUGGGGUAACGCGUAACUUCGUGUAAUAUCGGUACAAGUGAUCGGUUAUGUUAUAGUUUUUAUUUAUUUAGAUUACAAUUGUUAUGAGCCUGCGGCGACCCGAUCAUUUGUAGGAUUUAUUCACCGAUUGUACAUUUCACAGUCAUGGGUCCACUAUUGCUUUUGUCUGUGAAUCGAUAUGAUUCCAAGUUUAGUACUUUAAGAAAUUUCUUGCAAACUAUUUGAAAUCGAGGCCAUAACAGAACAAUUUCAUCGUGUUGAAUGUUACACAAGUAAUAAAGCAUAAUGAAAUUGAUAAAUUGUUAUAAUAUAUUCUACCGAAAAUUGCCAUAAAGGCAUUGAGAAGUAAUUUAUUUAUUUUGUUCCGAGGAACUCGUAUUUUAUAUUAUAUAAACAAGUCCCAAACGAACUCCUUGCAAAUAACGAUUAUGUAAGCGAAAACGUAAAAAAACGUAAAUAAAGUUAAAUGUACACAA
Molecule: messenger RNA, 4421 nt
Organism: Leptidea sinapis
Lineage: Eukaryota; Metazoa; Arthropoda; Insecta; Lepidoptera; Pieridae
Gene: stau
Product: double-stranded RNA-binding protein Staufen homolog 2
Exons: 19
Coding region: 175-2625 (816 amino acids)
Source: RefSeq, a predicted model, not a curated record